Messenger RNA from Coccidioides immitis RS, 756 nucleotides. RefSeq lists its product as uncharacterized. The coding region runs from base 1 to 756 and encodes 251 amino acids. The transcript has 2 exons. NCBI's taxonomy places the organism in Eukaryota, Fungi, Ascomycota, Eurotiomycetes, Onygenales, Onygenaceae. The record is from RefSeq and is a predicted model, not a curated record.
AUGGAGCUGGGACUCGGUUGCGUUUUGGGCAUAAUGCCGGGCCGGGAGUUUUGCUUCACUUUGGCGGCCAACUCUCGCCGCCGCCGCCUCCUCUUUGCGUCGAUCAUGGAAGAGCAAGGGCAAUCAGCGUUAUUAUGUAGUAUGUACUGUACAUCCAUCGUGGUUCCGAAUGUUAUCUUCACGUCUUCAUGCAGGUUGCAGGGGCCUGUUCGCUGCGUUUUGACUCGGGAAGACACAGGCGUCGCAGUGGACGGGCUGCGCGUCCGCGAGAUCUUGAUGGUCAGCUUGACUAACGAGCUUGUCUCCGAUCGAUUCUCCGUCAGAGAGGGAGCCAGUUCAAGCAGAGCGGUAUGGCAUGGCUGGGGGCCAGUCAGUCCGUCACCGGUCGAUUUCGCCGAGCGGUCAAGCCGGCACAGCACGACCGGGACUCCCCUCUUCACUCUCUCGCUCACACGCUCUCGCUCUCUCUCGCGCGCUCCCCAAAAGUCCCACUUCUCUUCUUGUCCUCGCCGUGCAUUUCGGAAUCACCAUCAGGCACGAAUGGAUCCGCCAGCCCCACGCCCUGAUUCGCACGCGCGAGUUACGGAUCUCCCUCGUCUGCCCACUCUUCUUUGGCUGCACAGGAACCUAGAAAGAAAUGCACGAUCUCCCAUAGGACCGCCUCCCGACCACAUCAUGCAUCGACAGGCAGCCCUCGAAUCAGAGCCAGCAGAAAGUGAUGCGGUGUUUCAACACGCUCUCACCCUCUGGCUUUGA